This is a messenger RNA of Spodoptera frugiperda (fall armyworm), 2998 nucleotides long. RefSeq names its product CLK4-associating serine/arginine rich protein. The record is from RefSeq and is a predicted model, not a curated record. Lineage: Eukaryota; Metazoa; Arthropoda; Insecta; Lepidoptera; Noctuidae.
CCUCACUAGUGGCAAGAUUAAAACCAAGAUGGCGUGCAAAAGAUUAAAAAAAAUACACAUCUGUCUGAGUUGAUUUAAUUUUUUGUUACGUUUUUGAGAAGUUUAUCUAAACGUAAUGUAAAUUGAAUAGCAAUCAAACGUUAUAUUUAGUUUAUGUGUUUAAUUUCAAUCUACAACAAUGUGGCACGAAGCAAGGAAACAAGAACGGAUGAUCCGGGGAAUGAUUGUUGACUAUCGUCGAAGGGCGGAGCGCCGAAAGGAUUUUUACGAAAAGAUUAAAGCGGAACCUACACAAUUUUUACAACUUCACGGGCGACCAUGCAAAAUACAUUUAGAUCCAGCUAUUGCAGCAGCUGGCGAGGGCCCUGCUAUAAUGAUGCCUUGGCAAGGAGAUACCAACAACAUGAUAGACCGUUUCGAUGUUCGAGCCCACUUGGAUUACAUACCAGAUGUGAGGUACCCAGAAAUACCUCCAGAAGAGCUGAGUCCAGAAGAAAGGCAGUGCAACUAUGAAAGAUACAGGAUUCUGGCACAAAAUGUAUUUUUGGGAAUAAGUGAAGACAAGUUUCUCCAGCAGUUAGCAAUUGAGGAGCAAUUUGGAGUAACAAUAGAAGAGAAAGAGCAACAAAAAGAAAAACUACAUGAAAAGAAAGGAACUGGUGCUGCUAUAGGAUACAAUUAUAAUGAUCCAGGAGCACAACCGUCUGGUUCUAACGGACCAGACACUAAAAAAGUGGAACAGAAAGAUUCGGAUGAUGAUUCGGAUCUGGAAAUCAUUGAUGUCGACUUGAGCAUUGAUGUGAACAAGAUGGAGGCUUCACAGGCACACGAGCUGAACGGCGUGGGACCGCAAUUCGGCAUGGCUGGUUGCGAUCUCUUCUCCUUCCUGACCGGCGAUGCUGAUGAUGCAGAACAUCAGAAGCAGCUGCUAAGGGAAGAAAAGGAAAAGGCUAUGUUUUCUGGGAGAAAGAGUAGGAGAGAGCGACGGGCGCAUCGUUAUACUAUUGAGGCACGCAACGAUAAGAAGCUUGCUACAAGGGUGGUGAGUCCUCCUAGUUACGCUGCUCCGUCGUCAAUGCCGGCGCGGUCGCCGAGCCGAUCACCUAGUCGCAGCCCCUCGCCAGAUACGGGCGAGAAUAUACAGUUCAUCACGUCUUUCGGUGGAGAGGAGGAAGAGAAACCACCAACCAAACCACUGUAUGCAGACAAAGUAAAGCAGAAUUUGAAGAUGUUAUAUGCUGAUGUAGCACGCAAACCUCGUCGCAGGCCUUCACCACCAACCAGCCGUCGUCGACCGAUAGGCCCUAGAGGACCCAACUCACGUUCAAGAUCGUUCUCGCGAUCCCGCUCGCGUUCAAGGUCACGUUCGAGGUCGCGUUCUUGGAGGAAAUCUCGUUCCAAGUCUCGCUCAUCCCGAUCCCGCUCGGUGACCUCCAGGUCAAGGUCUCGCUCCUACAGCUCGUACAGACGAACUCGCUCGAGAUCAAGGUCACGUAAUCGUAGAAACAGAUAUUCUCGAAGCCCGGCAAAGUUUGUAUUCACACCUAUUACUGUCUAUUCUAGUUCGCUUGUAUUUGGGUUUAAACUAAUUGUCUUUGUAUUUUCCAGUCAAGCUAGUGGUUAUGCCAAGCGUAAUAACUCCAGGUCGAUGUCGUUUGAAAGUAGCGAUAAGAAUGCGCAGAGCAAGCCGGCCGUGCCGCGGUACUACGGGCGCCGCAAGGAGGACCAGUCGUCGAGUGAACUGUCCAUAGACUCCGACUCUAGCGAAUCCGACGAGGACGCGAAAAACAAAAUGGCGGUGGGCAAUAAAUCCAAUACAAACCAGAAUCAGUUACGAUUAUCUGGAUCCAGCUCCAAAGGUCCGUCGCGUGAAACGCUAUCACUGAAAGAAAAACUCAAGAGGAAAAUGCAGGCACAGUUAUCAAGGCAGCUUCGCGCAGACAAGCGGGCUGAAGCCGAGCGCCAGGAACGUGAGAGCCGGCGGCAGGCUCGGAGGGACGAAGAGAUGAGAGAACUGGCCAUCAAACUUAGACGCAAGCAGCGUGAAAUGCGGCACCAACAGAACAGAAGAUCAAGUGAAGACGACUCUGAUAGAAGUCGUAGUGGAUCAUCUUCUAGAGAAUCACUCUCUAACGGCAAGAAACGAGAGGAUAAAAGCAAAUCGCGCAGCGCUUCACCACCCGCUCGUAUUCCAGUGUGGGAGACUAACCGAGAUUUCGCAUCAACGUCACAAAGACCCAGGUCUGAUUACAGCAUGAACAGGCCUCGAGAAUAUGGAGAGAACUCGUACUAUUCAGACAGGCGGCGGUAUCACGACCAAGAGAGUAAAGACGAUAGGAGAAAUGAUGAAGAUAGGUCCCAAUAUUAUUCGAAUAGAUACGAUAAGUACCAGAAUCGCGAACAAGGGCAGGGACGGUAUGACAGCUACAAUCGGUAUGAUAACCAGAGUUAUGAAGGCAGAUGGAAAGAGGAUGGUUACAAUACGGGGCGGAGGAGGCCUUAUGGGCACAGAGGAGGCUACAGAGGGCACGGGUUUAGGCACAACGACCACCAUAGCAGUAGUCCCUCUCAAGACCAUGAUAGAGACACUAGCGAAGGGUACUCCAAAAACAAAGUGAAACUUGUAGAUUAUUAGAUAGGGAAGUUAAUGCCAAAAUAGGUGAAAUCUAUGUAGUUAUUGAAAUGUUAGUUGUGUAGGAUUGUUUGUGUAGAAUUUUACUUUCAACAUAUCGUAGGACUUAAGUUUGGAUGUUUUAUUGUGCGGUUUUAUUUUCUCUUAAUUUUUUUUUUACAUCGAAAUUCACUAGUCUUUUUUUCACACCUCACAGCGUUGUAAAUUAAAAUUUUAUUUAUUACUUUUUAAUAUUCUCAAGUGUUGUUGUCUGUACCGAAUUUAAAUUUUUCAUAUUGUAUCAUACGUUUAUAUUUUAUUAUCUGUCUUUUACGUGUAGCUGUUCUUAUUUGUAAAUUAAAUGUAAUAAAACGAUGUAUUAAACUA